AUGAGCAAAGGAAAAUCAACAACAAGCACAUCUGAAGUUUCGAAAGGUGCAGAAGGUCGUCGGCAUAUCAAUGUUCGACACAUGCAGAAUGUUCUUCUAAUCUGGUUAGAUAGUAACAUUGACGAAACAAAUGACGAUUGCCAAGAUACAAUCACAAAAUUACAAUGUGUUGUUAACGACAUCAAUACAUUUACCGAUGGCGAUCAAUGCAUUGAAUUUAUUGAAGCCGCCAUCGAUAACAAAGUAUGUAUGAUCAUAUCCGGGUCACUUGAACAACAUAUUGUGGCUCGUGUGCACAAUAUGUCUCAAGUUGAUUCGAUUUUUAUUUUUUGUGACAACCAAAAACAUCACGAACAAUGGGUCAAACACUGGCCUAAAAUAAAUGGUGUUUUCACAGAUAUUACAUUCGUCUGUGAAGCACUGAAGGUAGCUGCUUAUCAAUGUGAACAGAAUGCUAUUCCCAUGAGUUUCGUGGGAACAAAUAAAAAAUUGGAUCAAUUAGAUCCUUCUUUUAUGUACACCCAAAUUAUCAAAGAAAUCUUAUUAACCAUCACAUUCAAACAAGAUCACAUUCAAGAUUAUCUUACUUACUGUCGUGAUACUUUUGAAGGUAAUAAAAAACAAAUUGAAAACAUUAAACGAUUAGAAGAUGAAUACCACAACAAAACAUCAAUUUAUUGGUACACCUGUCAAAUGUUCCUCUAUCCCAUGCUCAAUCAUGCAUUACGAUUGAUGAAUGGUGAUAUCAUUAUACACAUGGGUUUCUUCAUUGGUGAUUUGCAUCGACAGAUUGAACAACUGCACCGGGAUCAAUAUCAUGACACAACUUCUGCUAACACCCUUAUCGUGGUCAAGGUUUAUCUACAGGAGAUUUUGAAAAAAUGA
Molecule: messenger RNA, 885 nt
Organism: Adineta steineri
Lineage: Eukaryota; Metazoa; Rotifera; Eurotatoria; Adinetida; Adinetidae
Source: the annotation of a GenBank genome assembly